GGUUUCAUUCUAGACUACAGGGCACACAGCCCAGACUCGGAACUGUCCCAGCUGCAUGAGGCGGCGACAUGGGCGCCAGGAGACUCCGGGUCCGAAGCCAGAGGAGCCGGGACAGCUCGGUGCCCACCCAGUGCAAUCAGACCGAGUGCUUCGACCCUCUGGUGAGAAACUGCGUGUCCUGUGAGCUCUUCCACACGCCGGACACUGGACAUACAAGCAGCCUGGAGCCUGGGACAGCUCUGCAGCCUCAGGAGGGCUCCGCGCUGAGACCCGACGUGGCGCUGCUCGUCGGUGCCCCCGCACUCCUGGGACUGAUACUGGCGCUGACCCUGGUGGGUCUAGUGAGUCUGGUGAGCUGGAGGUGGCGUCAACAGCUCAGGACGGCCUCCCCAGACACUUCAGAAGGAGUCCAGCAAGAGUCCCUGGAAAAUGUCUUUGUACCCUCCUCAGAAACCCCUCAUGCCUCAGCUCCUACCUGGCCUCCGCUCAAAGAAGAUGCAGACAGCGCCCUGCCACGCCACAGCGUCCCGGUGCCCGCCACAGAACUGGGCUCCACCGAGCUGGUGACCACCAAGACAGCUGGCCCAGAGCAAUAGCAGCAGUGGAGGCUGGAACCCAGGGAUCUCUACUGGGCUUGUGGACUUCACCCAACAGCUUGGGAAAGAACUUGGCCCUUCAGUGACGGAGUCCUUUGCCUGGGGGGCGAACCCGGCAGAACCAGACACUACAGGCCACAUGAGAUUGCUUUUGUGUUAGCUCUUGACUUGAGAACGUUCCAUUUCUGAGAUGGUUUUUAAGCCUGUGUGCCUUCAGAUGGUUGGAUAGACUUGAGGGUUGCAUAUUUAAUCUCUGUAGUGAGUCGGAGACUGGAAACUUAAUCUCGUUCUAAAAAUUUUGGAUUACUGGGCUGGAGGUAUGGCUCAGCAGUUCGGUUUGUGUGCUGUUCUAGCCGAGGACUCCAGUUGUUCAGCUUCCCGGAACUCAGAUCUGGCAGCUUAAGACCACCUGUCACUCCAGCCCCUGGAACAUCCUUGCCUCCAAAGGCACCAGCACUCAUUUGCUCUAGAGCACACACACACACACACACACACACACACACACACACACACACAUAUGCAUGCAUGCACACUUAAAAAUGUCAAAAUUAGCGGCUGGAGAAAUUCAUGGUCAACAGCGCUUACUGUGAUUCCAGAGGAUGAGAGUUUGAUUCCCAGAAUGCACUGCGGGUGGCUCAUUACUGAGCAUAACUUUUGCUUCAGGGGACCUGAUGCCUCUGGACUUCAUGGGCAUCUGUAUUCACGUGCACAUCCUACACACACACACACACACACACACAGACAUACACACACACACACUCUUUUACAAAUGAUAAAAUAUAAGAUGGGCAUGGUGGUACACACCUUUAAUCCCAACAUUGGGGAAGCAAAGGCAGGCAGGUAACUGAGUUGGAGGCCAUCCUGGUCUACAUAGCAAGUUCCAGGCUAACCAGAGCUAAAUGGUGAGACCAAGUCUCAAAAUAAUACUCCCCCCCCCAAAAAAAAAACUUUUAAAUUUUGAUUUUUUUCUUUUAUUAUUAUUUUUUAUAUUAAUUUCAUGGUGUUUAGAAGUGGUAUACUUAGAUGGUGACUAAGAGGAGGUAAAGCCAUCAGGACUGAGCCCCUAACAUACAAGGAGAAAGCAGAGACAAUGAACACGCCCCUCUCCUGCUGUGUGCCAGCUCUGGACCACCAGCCAGAGGGCAAUCAUCAGAUGUGGGCCCUAGAACCUUCAGAGCCGAAAGCUAAAUCAAUCUCAUUUCUUUGUAAAGCUAUUUAGCCUUAGGUGUUUUGUUACGGUGAUAUAAAAUGGACUAACACAGGCACUAUGAGUAAGAAGCUUUUCUUUGAGCUGGGAAAGGUACUGUUAAACCAAAAUUAAUCUGAAUAAAAAAAGGCUAAGGGGAAGACACUUAC
This is a messenger RNA of Mus musculus (house mouse), 1952 nucleotides long. It is a transcript of the gene Tnfrsf13c, whose product is annotated as tumor necrosis factor receptor superfamily, member 13c. Gene Ontology annotation, biological process: tumor necrosis factor-mediated signaling pathway. NCBI's taxonomy places the organism in Eukaryota, Metazoa, Chordata, Mammalia, Rodentia, Muridae. Gene Ontology annotation, cellular component: membrane. The transcript is spliced from 3 exons. Bases 69 to 596 code for a protein of 175 amino acids. Gene Ontology annotation, molecular function: signaling receptor activity. The record is from RefSeq and is marked validated.